Molecule: messenger RNA, 6350 nt
Organism: Protopterus annectens (West African lungfish)
Lineage: Eukaryota; Metazoa; Chordata; Ceratodontiformes; Protopteridae
Gene: FANCE
Product: FA complementation group E
Exons: 11
Coding region: 61-1683 (540 amino acids)
Biological process (GO): interstrand cross-link repair
Cellular component (GO): Fanconi anaemia nuclear complex
Source: RefSeq, a predicted model, not a curated record
CGGAAUUGCUUGUUUUUGCUAUCGUUUGCUGCGAUAUGUUCUUUGCUAUCUUGAGUUGUAAUGGAAGAGCACAGAGCCGUGUUGGUGAAAUUUGAUAAAGCAUACCAUCCUGUUCUGCAUGUGCUGAUGUCCAGUUCGAUUGGAGCUGUAACUGCUUUCCAUAUGCUUCAACGAACUCAGUCCUGUGACAUACUAAGUCAGCAGUUUCACUGGAAAAAUUUCUUUGAAGCUCUGUGCAGAGAUGAACCUUUUCUGGAAGGACAGGCGCAAACACUUGUACUAAAACCAUUGUUUCAUCUGCUUCCACAAAUGUGCAAGAGAAACCUUUUAUCGCUUGUUCAUUUAGCACACCAUAUGGUGCCUAAGGAUUGCCUGCAGAAUUUAAUUGAGAUGGUUGAACAGGACUCAAAUCCACAGCCUUGGAUAAAAGCACAUGUGCUCAUGCUUAAAAGAUUUCUUGAUACCAGAAGUCUUGGUUGGACUUUAUGGAUGUUGACCCCAGAAUGCCAGGAGCAUCUAAACAGUCUGUGCAAGAAGAUAACUGAUGAUGCCCAGGGAAGCAAUGGUCCUGGCACAAAACUGGGUUGGGUCAAUGAUGAAAAGCAAGUAAUUGUAUCAUCAGCCACUUGUAGCGAAAGUAGUGAUACUGCUAUGUCCCAGAAGUCUAAGAAACGAAAAAGUGAGACAAGUGACAUCUAUGACUUUCUUUCCCCUGAAGAAACUGAGGUGCAGGAUGUAAAAAAGUUUAAACUAACUGAAGAUUCAGUCGAGCUGUUUGUGGAGAAGUGCACUCCCCCACUGGAAGCAAAAGGCAAGGGGGGAACUGAUGGAGCAGGAAAAGAACAUGAUGCACCUGAUGCAGAUCCAGAGGCUUCUUCAGAAGGCCAGGGCAGUAGCUAUAAAGAAGCUGGACUACACCUUCCAGAAAACCUUGUGUCAUGCUUACCCAAGCUGAGAGACCUGCUUGAAACAGAGGCAGAUACAGCAGAGUUGAAUCCCCCCCCAGAAUUCCAGGUUUUGAAUGAAUGCAGUGCCGAACAGUUAACAGUAUUGUGUUCGCUGCUACACAUUUCAGAUAUGUGCGAGCUGAUGCUGCCUCAGCUGUGUGCCAGACUGACCGCCCUUGUACCUGAACUCGGUUACAGUAACGCAGCCUUUCUUGCUCAGGCACUUUUCCUAAACAAGAUUCUCUGUUUGACUGAGCCAGCCUCACGAUUCCUUGUAACUGCACUCGCAUCGUUCUGCUUGAAGUAUACGCACCCGACUUGCAGUGCUUUGAUUGGGCCUAUAUUACAGGCUUCAGAGAAAGGCAGCUUUCAAAUGGAGUUGAUCUGCAGACUGAUUGAGGACUGCCUGGAACAAGAGCAUCUGCUACUGAUUUUUGGAUACGUUUUGGAUGUUUCCUGGUGUGAGGAGUUGCUGUCAGUAGUACAGUCAUUACUGGACAAGAAGAUGGAACUGACACCAGAGGUAUUCGAUCGGUUUAUUGGGAAGUUAAAUGCAGAAGCCUCGGACUUCAUGAAAUCUGUAAAAUAUGCAAAGCUGUUUCUAGCUGUACUUACUAAAUACCAGGGACAUAUAACAGUGGUUCACAAAAAUAGCUUGUCUUGUGCCCUGGCUGCAAAUGGCACUUUUUUGAAGAAGUCGUUACAAGCUGCUCUGAAACGCAUUACACCAGCAUGAUGGAAGAAGCUAGAUUUCCGUUACUGAAUGAGGGCCAACAUGCAGCGUUACUGUCUGAUGGCUUUUGUCAUUUCAUGAAGCAUAACAGUGCUGUCUCAUUGCAGUAGACUGUAGAGCUAACUGUCAUGGGAUUUUCUGUUGAUCUUCCCUUGUAUCAAGGGAAUAUCCAUUGUUAGAUGACCCCUGCUGUUCUUUAUUAGAUCACUGUUGCAGUAUAGCUGAUUUAUGGAAGGUAUCCUGCCAAGGAUAACAUACAUUAGAGCCGUCUACAAAAGCUUACGCCCCUUCCUUUCUCGCCUUAUGUCCGACCUACAACCUAGGCACGAGAUGACAUGUUUGUUCUUAAAGGACAUAUGGGUGUAAAAAUCCACAGAACAUUUGAUGCCGGUCCUUGAAUGAAGAGUUUAUUUGCAUUGCUAUUAACCUUUCAGCCUGUGCCAGCUACAGUUGUGAGCAGUUAAGUUCCUUGUUGUGGAUUCUUCAUUUUUUCUUUCACUUUUUUGAGGAAAUUUGUACUUUACUUGUCAUGUAAGAAGGGGAAAUGAGACUGCAGUCAACAGAUCCUUUAUAAGGCUAAACAGUGUAGGUGUCUUUUUUGCUUAAGCUAUGAAUAUAACAAGAAUUACAGUGUGUGUUACAUUUACCAGUCCUUCAUACCCAAGACAAUUUGCAGUUGUUUAAGCUCCUAAAAACUUUAUAUUAAAAAGAAACAUCUUCAAGCUUUGGUGCAUACUAGGGUGGUCUAUGGAUUGUCUCUCUCAGAUGUUCCAUUCAGUUUAAAAAGAGUCAAAAGAAGAGACCAAAAUUUCUGAAAAGUUUACUUUUAUUUGGUUGAUGUUGCACGUCUCCAUUGAGACACUUGAUCAGCCUUCAGGCCUUCCCAGUGCUGUACCUGCUUCCGCUGUCAGGACCCCUUGGGAGACCAACAUGGCGUAGGCUUUUAGUACAUCCUUACUGAAUGACCGGAUGAUGAAUUUGGCCAUGAAGGGAGAGCCAGGGUUGAUCCUCUCUGAUAGGGGAAGGACAUUCCCACAAAUAUUUACCUGAUGCCCCAGGGCCCUUAAUGGAAUGUCCAGGAAUCUGCUCCUUCUCAUACCCUUUCCAUAGGGAAUGUCCAGGAAUCUGCUCCUCCUCAUACUUUUCCCUUAGGGAGUGUCCAGGAAUCUGCUCCUCCUCAUACUCUUUCCUUAGGGAAUGCCCGGGAAUCUGCUCCUCCUCAUACUUUUCCCUUAGGGAGUGUCCAGGAAUCUGCUCCUCCUCAUACUCUUUCCUUAGGGAAUGUCCAGGAAUCUGCUCUUCCUCAUACUCUUUCCUUAGAGAUCCCCAGGAAGAAGAAACACAAGACUGGGCAUGUUUUUCCAACAGAUCCCCUGGGGAUCUUCAACAGGAGUGGUUUAGUUUCUCACAAGGGCUUUUUAAAGCCCUUAUGGCUUUGCAGCCUCCCUGGUUAGUUUCUCCAUCUGUUUCCACACCUCAUAAAAGGAAUAGGAUGUCCUCUUCUGAAGAACUUUAUUCUGGAUCAGAAUCUAGGAGUCUGGAUUAUUCAUCUUAAAUUCACCCUCCUGUUGACUGAGUCUAAAGUAGAUGACACAGUCUUCUGAUCUCACUCAUGAGGUUCUUUCUUUUGAAACACUUUUUAUAAAAUGAUAGAUCACUUUAACUGGAAAGAACAAUUAUCUGACUCUCCAAAAAUAUAUUAUGAGGUUAUGAAUAUGGAAGUACCACAAACCUCAGUUAGUCUGCCUGGACUACAGAUUUUGGACAAUGCUUUCUUGUCUGCUUCUCUGGCUUCUGAGUCAGAGCCACCUGCUGCUAAGAAGUCAGACAUGCUUCAUAAGGUACCCAAUACUCAUAAAUAUUUAUAUAAAAACCUGCUUCUGAUCCAGCAGUUGUUUUUGUGCAAUCAGAUACAAUUUCCAAAUUUCUGCCUUACACCAGUACCUUACCUAAUGAUGGGGAUAGCUGGGACAUGGACUGAUAUGGUAAAAAAAAUUUUACACAUCUGCCACCUUGUCCUUCCAUGACAUUAAUUAUCAAACUCAUAUGACUUGUCCUUCCAUAGCAUUAAUUAACAGACUCAUAUGACUAGAUUCAAUAAAAUGUCUAAACUGAUUUCUAACAUUCCUGACAUUAAAUCCUCCUUACAGAACGUACUUAAUUCAAGCUUUCAGGUAGCAAGGCGUUCUAUUAAGUGUAGGUAUAUGAUGCUUCUUCCAGCACAGAUGCAACUGCUGAAGUUCUCCAAAGAUAUGCUUGCCUCAGAGAAUCCAGUCCCUCUUGAUGAUGUAAACGACAAACUUUUCAGUACACCUUUGGACAAAGAUAAUCUGCUUGGCAUCUCUUCUGCUGUGAUAUUCACGAAACUAGAGGAAAGAUAAUGUGAGGUUGUAAGCAGCUUCCUUCCUUCCUCCCAUCACUAAGUUGCAGAAGAACUUCCAAAUCUGGACCAUUUUUUCCACAAAUUUCAAAAGUCUGAAUUCAAAGCACCCGAUGUAGCCUUUUUCAGACAAAGCUUCUACCUUCUUGACCAACCCUUUCCCAGCCUAGUAGGAGACCAUCCCUUUCCCUUCCUUUGGAGAGCAGUAACUUCAGAUGCUUGGGUUUUGGACAUAGUAAGCAAUAUUUACAGAAUACACUGGAAUUCUCCAUCAAUAUUCUCUGGGUUUUCUCAAGUCCCCUGAAGUCAACAUCUUGUCCUUCCAAUUCUUUUAGAUCUGUUUUAUUGGGGAAUAAUACAACCUGUUACCUCCUCUCAAAUAAGAAAGGGUUUUUACUCCAUACUUUUCCUGGUUCUUAUAUGAGAGAAUGUGGAGACCAAUUCAGGAUGUAUCCCUUUUAAACAUCUUCCUAAAAGUUCAAAAAUUCAAGAUAUUUACCUUCUAAAACCUUUCUCCUGUCAGUUUUCCCAAUACUUUUUGGUGUAUAUCCUUAUUCGGACAAAGAUUUUGUGCUUUGGGGUAUCACUUUAAAUUUACUGUUUUGUCCUUUGGUAUGCCUACAGCACCAGGGGAUUUCAAGAAAUGCUUAGUUCCUGUCAUAGCUCUCUGUAGACUCCAAGGUAUCAAUAUUUAUCCAUAAUUAGAUGAUUUCUUGAUGUAGGCCAAUUCUGUUCAAAACAUUCUUCAGGACUUACGCUUCACAAUUAAUCUUUUUUUCUUCAUGAAAGUAAAAAAUCCAAUGUGGAACCUACUCAGCCUCUGAUGUUCCCUUGGUGCCUCUUGAAUACUUCCACCACAGUAGCAUUCCCCACUUCAGACAGAGUCUAAAUUCUGGCAACUUACUUCCUUUCCUUGACAAACCUUCAAAUGACCUCAACAGAUUUUGAGAGUCCUGAGAUGCAUGGCAUCCACAAUCCAAAUUAUCCCAAAUGCCAGAGUCCACAUGAGGCGGAUACAGUGGUAUCUCAAAUCAGUUUUGGCAUGGAACUGUCAUCCUCUAUCUUUCCAAAUCCCUCUGUUGCAAUUUGAGAAGAAAAAAAAUGUUUUGGUGCAUUGGCCAAAUAAUAAUCAAUUCAGGGGGUGCCUUUUAUUGUUCCUCCCCAAAAAUAAAAGGUGUCAGAAGACGGCACAGACCUUGUUCAAAAGAUAUCAAAGUUUAGGGAGUCUGGUCCAAAAAAGACAGGAACAAACAUCAAAGAAAUAAAAACCCUGAUUGUUACCCUUCAGAUCCUUCAUUACCUCUGUAUUCCAAGACCCUUUCAAAUUCUAACAGACGAUAUUACAGCCAUGUGAGACAUCAGCAAAUGGGGGAAUAAAGUCCCACCCCCUUUGCAGACUGUCAUGAUGGCUUGGGACUUUGCAAUGUAUCACAUCAUUUUUAUAGGUCCCUUACAUUCCUUCAGAAUAAAAGUCAGUGGCAGACUACUUGAGCAGAUCCAAGCACACCCUCAUGAGUGGAUGCUGAACUGAGAGGUCCUCAGAGUGCCCAUCAGUGGGGAACUCCCCAGAAAGAUUUCUGCCUCCAUUCUCAACAGGCAGCUCAGACUGUUAUGCUUCAGAGUUCCAUGCAGAGGAGCCUGGAAGAUGGACACUUUCUCCUUUCCAUGUAAGGGGAAAUUCCUGUAUGCUUUCCCCUCCUUUCCUGUCAUCACGAAGGGCCUUCUGAAGAUUCAGAAAGACUAUCUAAAAUGCUGCUGGUGACUCCAUUUUGGUCCUGACCAUUCUUUUUCACCUAGUCUAAGGCAAUCACAAGUUUCCCCAUGAGAUAGACUUGCUGCUAUAACAAAGGGGCACUGUAAAUUAGCCAAACCUACACUGACCGUCUGGUUGAUAGGCUUCUUCUUUCCAUCAGGCACCUUUACAGUGAGGAUGUGUUAUGGUUAAUAAUGGAGUGCAGAAAAUCUACAACAAGAAAAUCUUAUGUUACAAAAUGGAAAACAUUUUCUAAGUGGUGCCGCAACAGAGAACAAGAUCCAUAACUAGUGGGGGGGUCCUCAUUAUCCUCCAGAUAUUCGUAUGAGCUGCUCAACUGAAGUCUAGCAUACACCUGUAUCAAGGUGCAUUUAUCAGCCAAUUCAGCUUGCCUACCUUCCAGCUGAUUCUCCUCUUUCUCUUAGGGUUGCCAACUUUUCAGAUGGCUGAAGUGGGACAGUUGUGGUACAAACAUCAGAUUUUGCAGCCCAAAACAUGCCCACGGCCAGUACAAGGGACAGAACUUCACUUUUUUGC